Messenger RNA from Helobdella robusta, 2196 nucleotides. RefSeq lists its product as hypothetical. The record is from RefSeq and is a predicted model, not a curated record. The coding region runs from base 1 to 2196 and encodes 731 amino acids. The transcript has 12 exons. Lineage: Eukaryota; Metazoa; Annelida; Clitellata; Rhynchobdellida; Glossiphoniidae.
AUGAUUACUGCCAACAAUCGACUCCUCCAAAGUGAGACAUCAAAUGUCAGUGGUGCGGUUAGUAGCACAAUUAGUUCAUCAACUUCUCAUGGCUCAACCUCUGCCGCCUCCACCGAUGUUGUUUCAUCUGGUAGUCAUGUGUCACAGUUUGCCAAUUCGUUGAGUGAGGAGAAGAAGAACAGUUACUAUGGUCAGCAGCCUCCUGCUGGUUUUGGCCAGUUGCAGUCAUCUACCCAGUCGUUACUUUCCUCACCAUAUCAGCAGCAGCAACAACACAUAGGCCUCGGUUCUUUGGGAUUAUCUCACAGUAGUAAUGCCACAACAACGAAUCACACAUCUGUCUCAACUCAAAACUCUACGAUUAUAUCAACUGGAAACAUGUCCUAUCUCUCAUCAUCUGCAGGAUACUCAGUACCUCCUCCGUCAACACAACCCUCUAACUUGAGUGGAGUCUCAGGUCAAAUCCAAUAUAAUCAGUAUGGCUCUGGACGGGGAAACAACAGUGAAUCAGCUGGCUCCAUGUCCUAUCCAGCUUACAAUCACCAUCAUCAAUUUCCAACAAAAAGUUAUGCUGAAAAACAGCCUUCAUCGACGCUCAACUUUGAAAAUACAUCUAACACAGCCAAUCUGUAUCACCAACAAUCACCGUACAACCAAUCAUCCAACUACCCUGGAAGCAAUGCUGGGGUUAGCAAUUCAGGGAUGUACCUAGGUGGAGGUGUUAGUGGUGCUAAUUCUUACAUGCCUUCCAACAAUGCCAAUUCUGAAAAUGUGUUUCAUCAGAGUCAGUCUGAAAUAAUGAGAGGUUACCAGUUCAGAUCAGGAGAGGUGAGCUCAUUUCAACCGCGAGAGUCCAGUGGCCAUCAAUCCAGUUCAACUAAUCUCUCAACUCAACAGACAAACAAAUUAGUGUCUGAGAUGACAAAACUAAGUCUGAAAGAUGGUGCCAGCUCAUCAACCAGCGGUUCUAACAAUCAGUAUGAUAUUGUUUCGUCCAUGAUUAGUGCUGCUAGUUUAACUACUGCUACAAACACCACAUCCAGUGCCAACAAUCUCGCUACAUCCAUCACAUCCAAUUCAUCGUCUCUACCCACGUCAUCGCCAUCAUCCAGCACAUCGAAGUCUUCAAUCACACAGCUACCCGGAGGAACAAAAUCUAAUACCCAGACCAAUGCCAGCAAGCAGAUGAUGAACUACCAAGGAGGUGUCAACUACAUGAUCAGUCAACCACCAGGUUUCCCAAUGGCGCCAUUUGCCUACCCUCAUAGCCAGCAGGCUCUCUCCCAGUAUGGCUAUGAUGAUGUUCAACUGCAGUCACAGAGAUUCAAUGGCGGCACACCGUACUACGACUAUCAGUCUGCGUCUGGGCUGCAAGGCAGGGGUGAACAGCAGUUAUCUGCGUCUGGUGCAGAUUCGAAACUGGCACUGGAGGCCACGCAGACGGUCGGCAGCAACCUUCAGCAGCCAGCAUCCGGAUCGGCUAAUCAACAGUUCCAUACAUUUCAACCUGGCUUCGGAUACUACUAUCCUAACCAGGGUAUCAUGCCCUACUACUCCAUGAUACCUAUGAGUGGCAUGGGUGGUAUGCAAGCAGUUCCAAUGGCAACUAAUCCAGCUCACCAGGGUUCAGUACCUUCAUCGCAGUAUCAGCAGAAGCAGGGUAAUGUCUAUGGCUCCCAUCCGUUUAACAUUGUGUUGAGAGAUUGUAAUGGCUUGAUUGAUCUUAUAAUAGGAGGACAAUCUCAGGAUUUCACGAAGGCAUUUAACAACCCACAAUCUGCUAUGACCACAAAAUCGGCCACUGGAGGUAAUCACGGAGAUAUGUUACUGACAUCUGGAGCUGCUGGAUUCAGCAAGCAGCACGUUCAAGGUUUUGACAAGUCCAACUAUCACGGCGGUACUCCACCUCCAUCCUUCAACAUCUCCGUGCCGGUGUGCACGCAGACGGGCGGGCCUGGAGGAGGGCAGGCCAUGUACGGAGGGGGUCCCUACAUCCCCAUGAUGAGUCAUCCAAACCAUACGCAGAUGAUCCAUCAUCAUACCAUGGUCGCUCAGGAUCACUCCCUGGGAGCUCGAGGAGGAGUGGGAACAGGCGGAGUAGCGGGAGGAUCGGGUGGAAACAGUGCAGCCCAGCAGAAAGUUGGCCCUAACAAACAGCAGUACAACAACCCACCAUACUGGUCAGCUGGCAAUUAA